CUACCAGCACACACAUAAGCAUCUUAGGUUUGCUGAAAAAAAGUAAGUUUUCUGGGAACAGUGAUUAAUAUUUUAAUAUAUGAAUAGUUUAAGUUAAAACCUAAGGAGAAGGUGUCCAAAGUGGGAAUAAGCCAGAAAAGGCAGGAUGUUUCAAAUCAAGUUUUGCAAACAGAGAGACAUUGGCCACAGGAAGAAUGCCUUGGCUUUCUGCAGGGGCUCCAGCUGGGAGCCAUGACUCAAGCUCUGGAGCCAUGACUGGAGCUCCCAGGCCCAUCUGUGUUGCCAGCCCUCUUCUAUUUCUAGGUUAAGGAGCUCAGCUGUCUCAGACGUGUCUUGAGACGCAUAGCCUCCUAAUCCGGGAGAGUAAGAGGACUUAGGAGAGGAGACGGGGCAGGGGUGAGCAGCAGAGAGGCUGCCUCCAGGAGGUGGGCCUGGGUGUCAGGGAGACACCCCAGCUGAGCAACAUCCCCUUCAAAUCCUCUUUGCAGCCCUGAUCUGACUGAGGUCAAGGGCUGCCUACCACCCGGAGGCUGGGAGCCCUCGAUGCCUGGCCACAGCCAUAAAUAUCAUCACGGUCUUUCUGGGAGAAGGCCUGUACCUUCUUCAUCUGACUCUAGAGCUGGAAGAAAUCAGAUCAGCCCAGGAGCCUUCAGCCAACUCUGGGGACAAGAUGGAUCGCACCUGUGUGUGAAAGAUGUCCCUGCCUCGUGGUGGCCCAGAGUGAAAAAUACCAGAGAAGGUCCCCUCUCUUGUCUGCAAAGAAUUCACUCUCCCUUGGACCAGCCAUCUGCAUCCUGCAGAAACAUUGCACUUACACUAUGGGAAGCGGCACCUCGAACCCACAUCAUUUUACCUUCCAGAACGCAGAGAAAGCCUUCAAGGCAGCGGCCCUGAUCCAGAGGUGGUUCCGGCGCUACAUGGCACGCCUGGAGAUGAGGCGGCACUGCACCUGGAGCAUCUUCCAGUCUAUAGAGUACGCCGGGCAGCAAGACCAGGUCAAGCUCCAUGAUUUCUUCAGCUACCUGGUGGAUCACUUCACCCCCAGCAGUCACGACGAGACGGAUUUCCUGAACCGCAUAUUCACUGAAGAGAGAUGCCCCCAGGACUCGGAGAUGGAGAACUGCGGUGACUACGAGUCCAUGGAGGUGCCGGGCAGUUACACGGGGCCGCACCUCUUCUUCCCGCUCCUUCCCGAGCACGCAACCGCCCUGGUGGAAGCUUUCAGACUGAAACAAGAGAGGCUCCACGCUCGCUACGUCUUGAAUCUUCUACAUGAAGCCAGGAAGCAUCUGGUACAACUGCCAAACAUCAACCGUGUCUCCACCUGCUACAGCGAGGAAAUCACAGUGUGUGGAGAUUUACAUGGCCAAUUGGACGACUUAAUAUUUAUAUUUCAUAAGAAUGGCCUCCCGUCACCAGAGCGGGCCUAUGUGUUCAACGGCGACUUUGUGGAUCGAGGCAAGAAUUCAGUUGAGGUCCUGAUGGUUCUUUUUGCCUUCAUGUUGGUUUACCCCAAAGAGUUCCAUCUCAACCGAGGAAACCAUGAAGACUAUAUGGUGAACCUACGCUAUGGUUUCACCAAGGAAGUGAUGCAAAAAUAUAAGACACAUGGCAAGAAAAUACUAAAAAUACUGCAAGAUGUGUUCUGUUGGCUUCCGCUGGCCACUCUGGUUGAUGAGAAAGUCCUGAUUCUUCACGGUGGCGUGUCAGACAUGACUGACUUGGAGCUCUUGGCCAAACUAGACAGACAUAAGAUUGUUUCCACCUUGAGAUACAAAACGAGAAAGGAGAAUAAGAAGCAGGCGGAGAAGAAGGGGAAAGCCACCCAAACAAGCUCUGCUGGGAGACCUUCCCCGUGGUUCCUCCCCCAAAGCCACUCUUUCCCCUCCUCACCCCUGCAUCCCAGCGCCCACAAAGCCCACAGAACCGGGCGCUCAUCCAGCGUCCCCUGUAGCCUCCCUCUGGACCCCAAGGAGCUCUCCCGGCGGGUGCGGUGCUCAGUGGACCUGGAGCUGGAGAGGUGCCGGCAGCAAGCAGGCUUCCCAGUGAUCAAGGAGAAGGAGGAGUCAUCGCUCUCGGCAUCAGAAGCGGAUUCGGAUGCUGACGAGUGGCCCGAGCCCACUCAAGAGGAGUGGAGGCAGGUGGUGGAUAUACUGUGGAGUGACCCCAUGCCUCAGGAGGGCUGCAGGGCCAACACCAUUCGAGGAGGCGGCUGUUAUUUUGGACCUAAUGUGACAGAAUGGUUGCUACAGAAAUACAACCUGCAAUUCCUGAUCCGCUCACACGAGUGCAAACCCGAAGGCUACGAAUUCUGCCACGGCCGCAAGGUGUUAACCAUCUUUUCUGCCUCCAACUACUACGCAGUCGGCAGUAACAGAGGUGCCUAUGUCAAACUGGGGCCGGCCUUGACCCCUCACAUCGUGCAGUUUCAAGCUAACAAGGCCACCCACACACUCACCAUGAGGCAAAGGAUUAGCAGAGUAGAAGAGUCAGCUCUGAGAGCCCUGCAGGAAAAGUUCUUUGCCUAUUCCUCAGACCUUCUUGUUGAAUUUAAGAAGCAUGAUAAAGAUGACACUGGUCUAAUCACACUGAGUGACUGGGCAGUGGCCGUGGAGUCUGUGUUGCAUCUGGGGCUACCCUGGCGGAUGCUGAGGCCACAGCUGGUGAACAGCUCACUGGAUAACAAGCUGGAAUACAAGGCCUGGCUGGGGAACGUGGCCAAAAAACAGCUGAGCCACCAGAACAUACAGUCAAGUUUGCUGGAAACGCUAUACCGAAAUCGAUCCAACUUGGAGACGAUUUUUAGGAUCAUAGACAGUGAUCAUUCAGGGUUCAUCUCGCUGGACGAGUUCAGGCAGACUUGGAAGCUGUUCAGCGCUCACAUGAACACUAAUGUCACAGACAACUGCAUCUGUGACCUUGCCCGAAGCAUCGACUUCAACAAGGACGGCCGCAUUGACGUCAAUGAGUUCCUGGAGGCCUUCCGCCUUGUGGAGCAAUCCUGCUCAGAGGCCGAUGCCUCAGCUUGCCCUCAAGCCACAAGCAUUAGCAGUGGUGACCACAGCAGCUCUGGCGCACACUAAGGCCAGCCUGGUCUCCAAGGUGCCUUGGAAGUGAUGCCAGGCUCAUUGCAAGAACAUUUCCCUUAUUCUCCAUUGAGCUAUGGAAAUUUAUGCGGAGAAUUGGCCUACCCAUAUGCACCUGUAUAUUUGGGGAUAAAGGGUGAGGUUACAGUGUGUGUAUAUUUUGAAAUACAUAGGUGCCCUAGCCCCAUCUCAGAAUUUUUGCCAGGUAGGACCCAAGCGUAAAUAUUUUAAAAUUCUGAAGUCUACCCUAGUUAAGAACCCCUGAUAAUUCAGCCCCUUCAUUGUUUCCACUGAAUACU
This is a messenger RNA of Phacochoerus africanus (Common warthog), 3385 nucleotides long. It is a transcript of the gene PPEF2, whose product is annotated as protein phosphatase with EF-hand domain 2. Gene Ontology annotation, molecular function: protein serine/threonine phosphatase activity; iron ion binding; Hsp90 protein binding. Bases 819 to 3083 code for a protein of 754 amino acids. Gene Ontology annotation, biological process: negative regulation of MAPK cascade; detection of stimulus involved in sensory perception. NCBI's taxonomy places the organism in Eukaryota, Metazoa, Chordata, Mammalia, Artiodactyla, Suidae. The record is from RefSeq and is a predicted model, not a curated record. The transcript is spliced from 17 exons. Gene Ontology annotation, cellular component: cytosol; nucleus.